CCCGUCCGGCGGCGCGGCGCGGGGCCAUGCGGCAGCCCCCGGGCGGUGGCAGCGGCGGCGGCGCCGCCUUCCUGCCCGCGGCGCGGUGCGGAGCGGCGGCCGGAGCGCCCCGCACAGCCAUGGGCGAUGGGUGGCUGCCUCCGGACUGCGGCCCCCAGAACCGCUCCGUGGCCGGGGUGACGGCCGUGCCGCCCGGGAGCAGGCAGCUGCCCGCCGCCGAGCUGUCGCAGCAGUGGGCUGUGGGCAUGAGCCUGCUGAUGGCCCUGGUGGUGCUGCUCAUCGUGGCCGGGAACGUGCUGGUGAUCGCGGCCAUCGGGAGGACGCAGCGGCUGCAGACCCUCACCAACCUGUUCAUCACCUCGCUGGCCUGCGCCGACCUGGUGAUGGGGCUGCUGGUGGUGCCCUUCGGGGCCACGCUGGUGGUGCGGGGCACCUGGCUCUGGGGGUCGUUCCUCUGCGAGUGCUGGACCUCCCUGGACGUGCUCUGCGUGACCGCCAGCAUCGAGACCCUGUGCGUCAUCGCCAUCGACCGCUACCUGGCCAUCACCUCGCCUUUCCGCUACCAGAGCCUCAUGACCAAGGGUCGGGCCAAGGGCAUCAUCUGCACCGUCUGGGCCAUCUCUGGCCUGGUCUCCUUCUUGCCCAUCAUGAUGCACUGGUGGCGGGAUGACGACCCCCAGGCGCUGGAGUGCUACCAGGAUCCGGGCUGCUGCGACUUCGUCACCAACAGGGCUUACGCCAUCGCCUCGUCCAUCAUUUCCUUCUACAUCCCCCUUCUCAUCAUGAUCUUUGUGUAUCUGCGGGUGUACAGAGAGGCCAAGGAGCAGAUGAGGAAGAUCGAUAGGUGCGAGGGCCGGUUCUACGGCAGCCAGGAGCAGCCGCAGACGCCCCUGCCCGCUCACCCUCACCACCAGCCCAUCCUCGGCAACGGCCGGACCAGCAAGCGAAAGACCUCCCGCAUCAUGGCCAUGAAGGAGCAGAAAGCCCUCAAGACUUUGGGCAUCAUCAUGGGGGUGUUCACCCUCUGCUGGCUCCCCUUCUUCCUGGUGAACAUCGUCAACGUCUUCAACAGGGACCUGGUGCCGGACUGGCUCUUCGUUUUCUUCAACUGGCUGGGCUACGCCAACUCCGCGUUCAACCCCAUCAUCUACUGCCGCAGCCCCGACUUUCGUAAGGCCUUCAAGAGGCUGCUCUGCUGCCGCCGGAAAGCCGACCGGUGGCUGCCCGGCGGCGGCGGGGAGCUGGCCCGGCUGCCCGGGGGCUUCAUCAGCACCGUGGGCUCCCCGGAGCGCAGCCUGGCAGGGACCUGGUCCGACUGCAACGGGGGCACACGGGGCGGCAGCGAGUCCAGCCUGGAGGAGAGACAUAGCAAAGCCUCCGACUCGGAGUCCAAGGGUCCAACUUGGGUGGGAAAUUUAUGGCCAGAACUUGCUCUGCUUGCCCUGCUGACGAACUGUACUGGGUGAUGCAUCUCCUGGACAAGUGUAAUGGCACUGAGGUAGGAUGGGUUUAGCCCACUGACCUCAGAAGGGCCAGCUGUGUCAGCAAAGCAGUCAGGAUUUGUCUGCUGUUGAAUUUUUGCCAGUUGAGGACCUGCUGGAAGAGUCUGGAGGCUGACACGUUGAGUGCCUUCAUAGACAGCUGAAGUAAUCCCACUGGCAGCCUGCACAGGGCAUGCCAGUCCAUCUUGCACGGCGUGGAAAGGCAGUGGUACAGUAACAGUGAGGACAGAGCAGGACAUAUGGCACACACGUGUGCGAGGAAGGGGAGGCUGCUGGCGAGCAGUCUGCUGUGGAUCACACUCAGAACAGGCUGUUCUCUGCAGGGAAGAAGGAUACUCUGAGAAGCAUUGUGGAGCAGCUAAAAUACUCUGGAGGCAGUGAGUCAAACACUCAGGAUGAAUAUUUUUUUCUGACGAAAACCAGACGUGGAUUAGCAGUUGGAGCUGCAAGUCAGGAAGAAAAGGUGGUAGGCAUGCGGCUGCACACGUACGUGGGCAGGAAAGCAACAGCAAAGAGCUGCAGGCCUGCAGGGAAGGGAGACACAGGUAAACCAGAAAUCCGCUCAGGGAAAACGUCCUGCAGCUGCCAGGACCAAAAUUGUUUGGCGAGGAUGCCUGGAGACUUCCACAUGGAAGACGCCUGAUUCUCCAAGGCGCCGGCCACACUCUGUGCAGUGUUUGCUCAGCACUUCUGAAAAGAAGGCUGCCUCUCUCCACGUGUUUGAAUGGGAAUAGAUCAGCUUGAAGGGCUGGAUUCAGUGUUGUGUGUGCUCAGGGAAGUUGAAGCUGCUUCAGACACACAGCAGGCUCUACAGAAGGACUCCCCACCAGUGAGAGCUGCACAGAAGCCCUCCUGCAAAUCCACUGCCCUCUGAGACUGCAACCCUCAGCAUCCACUGUCUACAGCUCCAAGCAGCAUGGAACUAUGUGCAAAAAAGAUGGAUUAUGAUCUGAACUGUGCAUUUGACAGCAUCAGCUGGGUGUUUGAGUUGCUGCUUGCACUGGUUCUUAUGCAGAUGCUGCUUUCCCUCUUGGAUAUCCAUGUGUCGUCGACUAUAAGGACAACUUCUUUAUCAGCUUUUUUUUUUUCCUAAACACUAUCUGAGGCUGAGAUUUUAUUAACAACCUUGAAGUGGCUAUUUUGCAAACCUUCCUUGUGCUGCACACUUUCCUAAUUUAUUGUAAUUUCCCGUCUGGUGGAGUGCACUUACUUCCUUUAUGCAAUAUAUCAGCUGCAGGCCUGGAAAUUGGGCAGCUAUGAACUGAAAAGAGCAGACUUUCGUGAGGCCAAAUGCGGUCAGGCAUCAUUGCCACUGGGAGCAGAAUUUGACCUGAUAAUCUAAUCUCAUACGAGAGACUAUCUCCAGAAAAGUAUUGUUACCAACAGCAAAUGACCUCUGCUAAUGAAGCUGGAGCAAUUAGUCCUAUUUAAAGCUGUCGAGAAAAUGUUAACUGCUAAACAACAGUUAGUGCUGGAUAGUUCAAAUAAUGAGUGUUUUGUUUGCUGGUGUGUGUUAGGUGAUGUGUUGGGAAAUAAUUAUCCUUUGACUAGCAGCCAGCUUUGUGCUAAUCAGAAAGGAGAAGUCAUGUUCUGUUUGAAGGAUUAUACCUAAAAAUAGUUCUGUUACCACCACAUCAACGAGCAAGAUGAAGCAAAUUCUCGGCGAUGUACACACCUUGCUAACAUUUCACUUUUUGUGCUAAAAACUCAUUGUUCAGCUGGGACUUUCUGUUUGGUUGUGUCAAGAGCACUAAUGUGAUCUCCUGCAAUAGCACUAAGCACACUCUCCCCGUGGAGCAUUACCCUAUGCACCACUGACUCGCUUUCAGACCCUGCCAAAUUCCCAAACGGCCCAGGGGGAAGUAAGGAUUCUUUCUCUUCGUAUAAACAAUCACGCAUAAUGUAAGAUCAACAAUAUUUUUUGACAAUCAUGUGGCAGAAGAAAUCGAUCUGCUUUUUCUCUGAGAUGUUUGUAUGCCUGCCCAUCCGCCAGGAGCAGCCGCCCAUGGUAACAGCAGGUGAUUUAUCCCUGCAAUUCAGUAACUUCAGCCUGCCAAAUUCUGCUGGGAAAAGUGACCGAGAUGGGAAAAGGAUAAAAAAGGUGAUGCUGGUGAGCAAACACAGGAUUGUCAAUGCAAAAAGGAAAACUGGGGUGUUUUCUUUGGCCAUGCUGUAGGUGUUUCCUUUUACUGGUAAAGUAUAAUUGUUUGGAGAGGGAUUCACCAGGCAGAGGCACUGCCUAACUGCCCUAAACAUGGGUUAGGAAGUGUGAGAGGUCAGACAUUCCAUAUAGGACCAUGCCACCAAAGGACUGGCAGCUGAAAUAUGCCCAGAAACAUUCCUAGAAGUUUUCUUAUUCUUUGUGGAUAACAGCAGCAGACUAAAGCACACCUGAGCAGCUUUCAGCUGAUGGCAAAGCCACGCAGCUCCCUGGCCAGCCACAGACACAUGGGACCUCCUCAGCAUCUCCUCCUCCUCCUCUCCAAGUGGCUCCAGCUGAGUUUCAUUGGACCUGGAGCCGUCCCCCAGCCUGGAGCCACCCUCCUGUUCCAUGGUGCCAAACAGGAGGUGCCCCAUGGCCUCGGGGCGUGGCAGUGCUGUGGGCAGGUGCUGUGGGGUGCAGGGUGUGCCCAUGCUGCCCCGGGCAUGCUGGCACUGGUUGCCAGCCAUGCUCCUGCCCUGACUCAUCCUCUGUCCUUCCAACCAGCCACAGAAUCGGGCCUGCUGUGCUGGAAAUGGAGCAGAGUUUGGGUUUGUUAUGUAAACUGGUGAUCAGCUUCCUGCUUCACCAAAACCAGCAGCUUGGUACUCACAUUUGCUUCACAAGCUAACUUUUUUCUUCCCUGCCCCACUCAGCUUCCAGGUUUUGCAUGGUAAUAUUUGCCUGCUUGGCCUUAGCACCCAGCAGCACAAGUAUUUCUGUCUGUGCCCUGGCAGCUGUUUCAAUCCAGAUAUGAACUGUACCAGGGGCUGGGCAGUGUCUGGGUUUGGUUGUACCCAUUCUUUUCAGAUUGAUGCUCAGAGUUAUUAAUACUGGCUGCACUAGAGUGCAAAAUUCCCAGACAAAUAGGAAAUGAGUCCUGACCUCCAGGUUCACAACCUAAAGAAGGAAACAGAAGCUUACCAUUUGCAGACUUUUGCCAUUGGCAUGAUUAGCAGAGCAUCUCAGAUGUAAUGCUGUACCCUUCCCAUCUGAUCCUGUGUAAUGCACCAAAUCCUGUUGUCCUUAAUGAGAUUAAAUGAGGAUUUUUUACUAGUUCAAUGCUUUAGCCAUUAGCAACUGUUGUGCGUCUCCAGGCGGUGAUGUACCUUUGCAAGAGACACUAGCCCAGUGUCUCUCUCAAAGCCAUGAUAUUUGGCUUCUUCCUACUAGAAUUAUUUCGAUAAUUGCUCUUAAGCUCAUCGGCACAAUGCUUUGAAAGGCAGGUCUAAGUGUAUACACCAAAGAGGCAAACAGAGACACGAAAGAGCUCAAAAUCUCAGCAGCUGCUAGUUGUAUAAGUGUUUCAGCUACCAACAAGCCAUUUUGCAGGGCCAGGUGAGUGCUGCAGCCCCCUUAAAAUCUGCAAGCUGCCCUCCCUCAGAGGGGGACCCUGCCACUGUAAGGAGCAAUUGCAGGUGCAGCAUCACAAAAGAUUUUUCCAGGUGGUAAAAUUUGAACAGUGCUCUGCUGCCAAAAUGUAGGUACCUCUCGUUAAAAAGAAGGAAUCAAGAAAAGCCUCUGGUGGCAAUUCCUGGUGGAGAAGGGAGAACAGUGCUCAGGGUUGAAGUUUCCACGUGCAGAUGGAGAGCCCUGCAGUGACUGGUCCAGCGAGGGUUACAGACAGCCUAGUGAUGGACAAAUGCCAUCCACCUUGGCCCCCCCAGGGACACUCUCUGUGCCCCCAGUCACUUCCCUCUGCUGCCAUUCGGGUGUGCAAUGUGUGCCCCUCUCACCUGCCCGAGUGUCAGAAGGGACUCAGAGGUGUCCUGAGACGCAAAGGUGAGUGUCACACAAGCGUGAGUGUCACACCAAGGUGAGUGUCAGCCUGCGCCGCCACCUCUCAUUGUGCAGCGCAGGGAGGAGCGCUUCCUCUUGGACUGCAGCAGGUGAACUGGGAGAUGUCCCACAAAGCUCCCAUUGUUCCACAGCCCGCCUUCAGCCAGGGGUGUUUUGUUUGUCUGCUCUUCCCCUAAAUGCUCACUUGGGAGCCGUCAAAUAGAAUGUCAAUUAGCUCACUUAGGACGCGCAGGGCGGUGCGGGAUGUGUCCCUGGCAGGCAGCGAUCCCGGGCAGGCAGCGAUCCCUGGCAGGCAGCGAUCCUGCCGCGGGCACGGGAGGCAGGAGGGCGAUGUGGGACCUGCUGCUCACACACAGCCCCGGCCGAGGCAUCGCUGCUACCCCGGCUGGUUCCCAUGGCCACACCAGCAGAGCAUCCGUGCUGGAUGUGACACGGGAGCAUCUGUGGGGAUGCUCACAAAACAGCUUGUGUCCAAUACUCGGGCUUCUUGGAGCUUUUAUCUCAUCUGCAGCACAAGGCAGGUGCUGCAGUAAUUGCCACUCACAACAGGUGUUGCAGCAGUGCUCUAAACCACCUUGAGAACAUCCACGAGAGAGGUUUUGUUCCUGUUUCACUGCCAGGCAGUUACCAGCUGUCUGGCAACAGGGUAGAUGCCUGCCUGUGGUUUUCAACAUCAGCCUGUCCUUCUCCUCCCAAGCCCUCAACUCCCAUUCCGUGUUCUGCAUCCCAGCCUGGCUCUGCUGCCUGUGCUGCUGCAGGGGCAGUGGGCUCCUGUGGUGGAAACCAGCCCUUUCAGGCAGGGCUUGUUUCAGCUCACCCAGCAGGCUGCACAAACAGGCGUAGCAAUUGGCAUAGGAAAGUGCAAAGUGACAGGUUAGAGAUCAUCUGUUUUGGUAGCAGCCUUGAUUUGGAUCCAUCACUGUGAUCACCAAUCUCAUGUCCAGUGGUGAUGCAGAAGCUGAGGCCCAAACCAGCCCUCUCUGGCCCAUUGUUUUGCUUGACUGGUGCUGAAAAAAGAGGGCUUACCACCCAAACCUUCUCUCCCUUUCAGAAGCUGCUCUGAACAUUCUAUUCAGAGGCAUAGUGACUAAGCCAUUAAGCUUCUCACUGUAUGUGAAAAUUCAAAAUAUUUUUUUUUACAAGUACUGGUGCAAUAAAAAAAAAAAAAUUAUUUAAGUCUGAUUAUUUCCAGGACCAGAGCAUGGGGCAUGGGACAAACUUUUGACUGAGAAUGGGACCAGGGCAGCUAAAAGAGUAACUCUUGUGGGUCAUAGCACUAAUCUGUCCUCAAAUGCAAGAGGGUGACAUGGCCACAAGCCAGGGACAGUGGAAAAAUAAUUUCCUAGGAAGAGCAGCUCUGUUUGCCCAGAGUGUAAAUAUGAAUCCCAGCACUCAUGGGCACCACUGAGCUGUUAGGGGCUUGUGAGCAAACCCCAUCAUGUGUGUCUGCUGGUGAAUGAUGUUGAGCAGCUUUUAUUCCUGCACACUUCACUUAUGUGGGAGCAAGGAAUGUGGUGAUAAAAAGGCUGGAAUGAUUUCAGUGCUGGAUAGUUUCCAUUAAUAUAUUUCUCGUUAUAUAACGCUGCCAUCACAGUACAAAAUCCAGUAAGGUGCCUUUAGGAAGGUGGAACUUUUCCAUAUAGCUGCAAUUAGGUAAGUGGGGCUGUAGAGCAGGCUGGGCUUUGAUCAGACUAUUUUUAAUUGCACCGGAUGUGUUUGGGCUAUCGUGGUAUGAAUUUCUUUGCCUUUAGGUUACAAGGCACCUCAUAAAUUAAAAGGUUGAUGUUGUCAAAUGCAUGCCAUUAGCACUCCGAGCAGAUAAUCCUUCCCGUGGCCUCAUCGGAGUCUAUCUCAGAGCCUGUCUCCAGAUAAUGGCCUGGAAGAAGAACAAUGGUGCUCCCAGCUCCCAGGGGCCUCCACUCCUCUGUUCUGUGCUUCAGAGAAGAAAAAUUAUCAUUAUCUGCAUGGCUCAAGCUUUCUUUGAAAUGCAGUUAUUUUUUACUCAUACACUCCCAAGUAUUUUUUAUGUGAUAUCAGUGAGAAACUUGAAACCCCCUUUGCGAAGAGAAAGAUUUCCUGCAGCCCCACGACUAAAGAAAAUGGAUAGAUCAAGUAGUAAAGUUCAAUGACUUACUUAGCGUUAAACAAGAAAGAGAAUAAUGAAUUGGA
This is a messenger RNA of Motacilla alba alba, 7671 nucleotides long. It is a transcript of the gene ADRB1, whose product is annotated as adrenoceptor beta 1. The record is from RefSeq and is a predicted model, not a curated record. Gene Ontology annotation, biological process: positive regulation of heart rate by epinephrine-norepinephrine; adenylate cyclase-activating adrenergic receptor signaling pathway; norepinephrine-epinephrine-mediated vasodilation involved in regulation of systemic arterial blood pressure. The coding region runs from base 27 to 1466 and encodes 479 amino acids. The transcript is spliced from 2 exons. Gene Ontology annotation, molecular function: beta1-adrenergic receptor activity. Lineage: Eukaryota; Metazoa; Chordata; Aves; Passeriformes; Motacillidae. Gene Ontology annotation, cellular component: membrane.